AUGGCGUCGGCCAAAUCCCUCGCGCGGAAGGCCGCGUUGAACGACCCCGCUCAGUUCUCUAUGUUGCCGAAUCAGAUCCAGAGCGAGGUCGCGACGAGACAGCGACGGCGCCUCGCUCGAGCGGCGGACCAGCAGCAGAACGAGAUGAAGGAGCACCUAAAGCUCGCGGAGGCCGCGAAGGCAGUAGCGGCAGAGAUCGGCGUCGGGGCGGUGACGCUGCACCAGCUGCGCCUCGCGGGCGCCGGCAUCCACGUCGGCGAGAGAUCCCGGUCGCUCGAGGGGGCCCGACGCCGGGGCUGCUGGGCACAGGCAAAGGGCACGCACAGACGCGAGCACUGCAGCCGGCCGAGCGCAAAGCACGAGAGGCACCCCGAGGGGCAGCGGAGACUGCGCUAUGCGCGCGAGCGCCACGUGCUUCCGAUCCUCCCAGGCCUGCCGAACUCCGUUCGGCUCCGCGAGGCGGUGCGGACCCGGCAGGCCCGUGGAGCACUCUGCGGAUAG
Molecule: messenger RNA, 501 nt
Organism: Prorocentrum cordatum
Lineage: Eukaryota; Dinophyceae; Prorocentrales; Prorocentraceae
Source: the annotation of a GenBank genome assembly